This is a messenger RNA of Brassica napus (rape), 2615 nucleotides long. RefSeq names its product pyrophosphate-energized vacuolar membrane proton pump 1-like. The coding region runs from base 135 to 2444 and encodes 769 amino acids. NCBI's taxonomy places the organism in Eukaryota, Viridiplantae, Streptophyta, Magnoliopsida, Brassicales, Brassicaceae. The transcript is spliced from 7 exons. Gene Ontology annotation, biological process: proton transmembrane transport. Gene Ontology annotation, cellular component: membrane. The record is from RefSeq and is a predicted model, not a curated record. Gene Ontology annotation, molecular function: inorganic diphosphate phosphatase activity; diphosphate hydrolysis-driven proton transmembrane transporter activity.
GACACGAUAGCUCACCGAGUCGCUUCACUUCACAUAUCUCUCACGAAGCAUCAAAAAGUCUCUUUCUUUUAUCCGUUGAUUCUCAUUUGAUUUAGUGUUACAGUGUUUGAGGAGAGAGAGAGAGAGAGAUAAAGAUGACGGGGAAGGCGUUGUUACCGGAGCUUUGGACGGAGAUUUUGGUGCCGGUGUGCGCGGUGGUGGGAAUCGCCUUCUCGCUGUUCCAGUGGUAUAUAGUCUCUGGCGUGAAACUCACCGCCGAUCGUGGCGCGUCUUCGGAAAGUGAAGACGGGAAGAAUGGAAAUGAGGAUUAUCUGAUAGAGGAAGAGGAAGGGGUUAAUGAUGAGAGCGUCGUUGCCAAAUGCGCUGAGAUUCAGACCGCUAUAUCUGAAGGUGCAACCUCAUUUCUAUUCACCGAGUACAAAUACGUUGGCGUCUUCAUGGUUCUCUUCGCCGCCAUCAUCUUUCUCUUCCUCGGCUCUGUCCAAGGCUUCAGCACCAAGAGCCAGCCUUGCACUUACGACAAGACCAGAACAUGCAAGCCUGCCCUCGCCACCGCCGUCUUCAGCACCAUCUCCUUCGUCCUCGGCGCGGUGACCUCAGUCCUCUCUGGCUUUCUCGGGAUGAAGAUCGCCACUUACGCCAACGCUAGAACCACCCUGGAAGCGAGGAGAGGCGUUGGGAAGGCCUUCAUCGUUGCGUUCAGGUCUGGCGCUGUGAUGGGUUUCCUUCUCGCUGCGAACGGUCUCUUGGUUCUUUACAUUACUAUCAACCUCUUCAAGAUUUACUACGGUGAUGACUGGGAAGGUCUCUUUGAGUCCAUCACUGGUUAUGGGCUUGGUGGAUCUUCCAUGGCGCUCUUUGGUAGAGUUGGUGGUGGGAUCUACACCAAGGCUGCUGAUGUUGGUGCUGACCUUGUGGGAAAAGUAGAAAGGAAUAUUCCAGAAGAUGAUCCAAGAAACCCUGCUGUGAUUGCUGAUAAUGUGGGUGACAAUGUUGGUGACAUUGCUGGGAUGGGCUCUGAUCUGUUUGGAUCAUACGCAGAAUCAUCUUGUGCUGCGCUUGUUGUUGCUUCCAUCUCCUCCUUUGGAAUCAACCAUGACUUCACUGCCAUGUUGUUCCCCUUGCUCAUCAGUUCAGUGGGAAUCUUGGUUUGUUUGAUCACUACCCUCUAUGCAACCGACAUCUCUGAGAUUAAGGCUGUUAAGGAGAUUGAACCUGCGUUGAAAAACCAGCUUAUCAUUUCGACGGUUAUCAUGACUGCUGGAAUAGCUCUAGUGUCGUGGAUUGGGUUACCAUCUUCCUUCACCAUCUUCAACUUUGGGACACAGAAAGUUGUGAAAAACUGGGAGCUAUUCCUGUGUGUUGCUGUUGGUCUCUGGGCUGGACUCAUUAUCGGCUUUGUUACUGAAUACUACACAAGUAAUGCAUACAGCCCUGUGCAAGACGUGGCAGAUUCAUGCAGGACCGGAGCAGCAACCAACGUUAUAUUCGGACUUGCUCUUGGAUACAAAUCCGUCAUCAUUCCAAUCUUUGCGAUUGCUGUCAGUAUAUUCGUUAGCUUCAGCUUUGCUGCCAUGUACGGUGUGGCGGUUGCUGCUCUUGGGAUGCUCAGUACCAUUGCAACUGGUUUGGCGAUUGAUGCUUAUGGUCCGAUCAGUGACAAUGCUGGUGGCAUUGCUGAGAUGGCUGGAAUGAGCCAUCGCAUCCGAGAAAGAACCGACGCUCUUGAUGCUGCUGGUAACACCACUGCUGCUAUCGGAAAGGGUUUUGCGAUUGGCUCUGCUGCUCUUGUGUCUUUGGCGUUGUUUGGUGCAUUUGUGAGCCGAGCAGGAGUACAGACGGUGGAUGUGUUGACCCCAAAGGUGGUGAUAGGGCUGCUAGUUGGAGCGAUGCUUCCUUAUUGGUUCUCUGCAAUGACGAUGAAGAGCGUGGGAAGUGCAGCUCUUAAGAUGGUGGAAGAAGUGAGGAGGCAGUUCAACACCAUCCCCGGACUCAUGGAAGGUACCGCGAAACCAGACUAUGCAACAUGCGUCAAGAUAUCAACGGAUGCUUCCAUCAAGGAGAUGAUUCCUCCUGGUUGCCUUGUCAUGCUUACUCCUCUCAUUGUCGGUUUCUUCUUCGGCGUUGAGACCCUCUCUGGUGUCCUCGCUGGCUCCCUUGUCUCAGGAGUUCAGAUUGCUAUAUCAGCAUCUAACACUGGAGGAGCCUGGGACAAUGCCAAGAAGUACAUUGAGGCGGGGGCAUCAGAGCACGCGAGGAGCUUAGGACCAAAAGGGUCAGAGCCACACAAGGCAGCAGUGAUAGGUGACACAAUAGGAGACCCACUGAAGGAUACAUCAGGACCGUCGCUUAACAUAUUGAUAAAGCUAAUGGCUGUUGAGUCUCUCGUCUUUGCUCCCUUCUUUGCCACGCAUGGAGGUUUCCUCUUCAGGAUCUUCUCGUGAAGUUGAAGGCUAACUUAUAUAAUAAAAAAACCUAUUUCUCACUCUUUUUACAUCUUUUUUUUUUCGGUGGUGGUGGUUUACUUUUUGUUUAGUGGUUUCAUUACGAAAAGUUAAAAUGAUGUUAUACUUGUGUUCUUUUGCCAAAAGAAAAAAGAACAAUCUCAUUCAACA